AUGGAUUUUUUCAAAAUCAAGAAGACAAAGAAAGCUCAGAAGGCGCAUGGAGAAAAUGAUGUAGCGGAUAAGCCAGUUUCAGAACAUAGUGAGCCAAAACUUGAUGACGGUGGUGAUGAUCAAACUAAAUCAGUUAAUGCAGAUCUUGCUGCUGAAGCGGAGGAUGACGACGAUGAUUUCAUUACAAAUGAAGUAAAGAGGAGGCUGAAGGAACUCAGAAGAAACAGUUUCAUGGUAUUGAUUCCUGAAGAAGAACCUUGUCAAGAGGAAGAUGAAGAUGAGGAAGAGGAAGGAGAGUCAAGCUCUAACGAAUGGAGGGAUGUAGAGGCAGAAGGUCAGCGAUGGUGGCGUGGUUUCGAUGCUGUGUUUGAAAAAUAUUGUGAAAGAAUGCUGUUUUUUGAUCGGAUGAGCACACUACAGCUUAAUGAAGUUGGCAAAGGUUCCCAGUACCUUUCUUCUCCAUCACCAAGAUCAGCAUCGAAGAAGCUGCAAUCACCCCUUCGGUGUCUUUCCUUGAAAAAGCUCGAGGAAGCUGAUGAUGAUACUGAGCAUCUUCAAAAGCCUGAAAAUGAUCCCUACAUGGAUAUUGAAACAGCAUACGUUGGUCAGAUAUGCUUGACUUGGGAAUCACUUCACUGUCAAUACACCCAGCUGAGCCAGAAGAUAUCUUGGCAACCUGAAAAUCCUACUUGUUACAACCACAGUGCUCAGCAGUUUCAGCAGUUCCAGGUUCUAUUACAAAGGUUUAUUGAGAAUGAACCGUUUGAGCAGGGUCUCAGGGCUGAAGUCUAUGCUCGAACAAGGAACAGUUUGCCUAAAUUGCUUCAGGUUCCUAAUAUUCAAGGUUUGGAUCAACCGUCAGCAGAAGAAGAUUCGGAGAUGAGAGUUCUCGCUCCUGAUCUUAUCGGGAUAAUCGAACAUUCCAUCCUCACAUUUUAUCUGUUCCUGAAAAGAGACAAAAAGAAACCAAGUGGUGUCAUCAAUCUGUUUGGGAAUCAGAACCAUCUGGCAACUCCUCUACACCAGGUCCAAUCUAGUCUUGAAAAGAAAGCAGUGAAACUGAAAGAACUGACCAGAAAGAAGAGCUGGAAAAAGAAUUCUUGGCCCCAAAAGCCUGAAGACAUUCAACUAUUUCUUGGUCUUAUUGACGUCAAAAUCAUAUCAAGGGUUCUCAGAAUGACAAGAAUCACUAAAGAACAGUUAUUUUGGUGCGAAGAAAAGAUGAAAAAACUAGAUUUAUCAAGCAGUAGGUUAGAGAGAGACCCCAGUCCUAUCCUCUUCCCAUGCUAAUAUCAAUUGUAGUUUGUAAGAUAAACAGCUGCUUAGAAUCAGCAUGUCUAGUUACUUUUUCAUGCCAUACACAAUUGCAAAUUGCCUGUUUUCAGGAACUAGAGGCAAAUUUGGAGUUGUAUCAACGGAUAACAAUUUGAAAAUAUUGAAGGG
Messenger RNA from Neltuma alba, 1443 nucleotides. RefSeq lists its product as uncharacterized. NCBI's taxonomy places the organism in Eukaryota, Viridiplantae, Streptophyta, Magnoliopsida, Fabales, Fabaceae. The record is from RefSeq and is a predicted model, not a curated record. The transcript has 4 exons. The coding region runs from base 1 to 1290 and encodes 429 amino acids.